Messenger RNA from Vollenhovia emeryi, 1987 nucleotides. Its product is annotated as glucosylceramidase-like. Gene Ontology annotation, biological process: glucosylceramide catabolic process. Gene Ontology annotation, molecular function: glucosylceramidase activity. The coding region runs from base 231 to 1769 and encodes 512 amino acids. The record is from RefSeq and is a predicted model, not a curated record. The transcript has 9 exons. Lineage: Eukaryota; Metazoa; Arthropoda; Insecta; Hymenoptera; Formicidae.
UACGACUGACACGGCCAAUAUUACGAACCAGCUGUUUAAGCUGUUCUUCAGUCAUCCUUGUAACGUUACGAUACGAACAAGUAAUGUUUCUGCACUAGGAUAGCGCUAUUCUGAUCGAUACUCAGAUAAUGUACUGUGUUGCCGGUUUUUAUGCACUGGUAGCUGUUACUGCAAAUGUUAACUUCGUCAGUUAACUAAAUAUUAAGAAGUGUUCCUCGUCAUAACUCAAGAUGCUGCGCUCACUAAUUCUGAUCGUCGUCUUAGUCGCAGUGAAAGGGGACGAGUGUGUACCACGUUCAUUCGGAGCGGAUUCUAUCGUAUGCGUCUGUAACUCGACGUAUUGCGAUACGAUAACCGAGCCAAACUUACAACAGGACCAGUUUUCGUGGUACAUAUCUACUAUGGAUGGCAAAAGGAUGCAGUUGUCCGUCAAUAACUUCUCCGACAGCAAUGAGACCGAGAACGAUAUAGUUCUCACAGUAAACAGUGCUAAUACGUAUCAAACGAUACAAGGAUUUGGCGGGGCAAUGACCGACGCCGCCGCUCUCAACAUUAGAACUCUCAGUAAUGAGACUCAACACAAACUACUUGAAUCGUAUUUUGGCCGAGGUUCUACUGGUAUCGGAUACACGUUUGUUCGCAUACCUAUCGCAGGUACCGAUUUCUCGACAAGACCGUAUACGUACGACGACGUAGCUGGCGAUCUUACUUUAAGUCAUUUCAAUCUGGUGGAGGAAGAUGACUACAAAAUCGGAUAUCUGCACGAUAUCAAGAAAAUUAUGUCUAAUCCGGAGACUCUCAGAAUAUUUACGACUUCGUGGACUGCUCCCGCGUGGAUGAAAACCACAGAUAGUAUAACAUGGGGUACCCUAAAACCUGAAUAUUAUGGACUUUAUGCCGAGUAUAUCAAAAAGUUCUUUGACGCGUACAAAGAGCGUGGUAUAGAUAUAUGGGGUAUGACACCAGGUAACGAACCGGUAAAUGGAUUUAUUCCAUUCUUCACUUUCAAUGCCAUGGGCUGGGGGCCUACCGAAGCUGCGAAUUGGUCCACAGAGUUUUUAGCUCCGACUUUGUCGGCUGCCGGAUAUAAUCUUGUUUACAUGGCGUUGGACGAUCAACGUUUUCAAAUACCAUGGUAUAUCGAAGCCAUGUUUAAGAAUAAAAAAGCCGAGAAAUUGUUCUCUGGUACCGCAUACCAUUGGUAUACUAAUACACUCUUUUCACCAAUGAGACUGUCCCAACUGCACGACAUGUAUCCGGGCAAGUUUAUAUUGAUGAGUGAAGCAUGUACCGGUAGCAGUCCCUUCGAAAAAGAAAAAGUAAUUCUGGGAUCAUGGGAACGAGGAGAAAAAUACGUUUUGGAUAUAAUCCAGAACAUGUUACAUUGGGUGACUGGAUGGAUAGAUUGGAAUAUGGCACUCGACGAGAAAGGGGCACCAAAUUGGGCUCAAAAUUUUGUGGAUUCACCGAUUAUUGUAAUGGCGAAGAACGACGAGUUCUACAAACAACCCAUGUUUUACGCGAUGUCUCACUUCAGCAAAUUUGUACCACGUGAUUCUUACAGAAUCUCAUCUACAGGUCUUGAAGACAAUGAAGAUAUUAAUGCGGUAGCUUUCUUGACGCCCAAACAAGAGAUUGUUAUCGUAGCUAAUAACAAAGCUUCUUCUCCUAUCGCCAUAACAGUAAAAGAUGAGACUACAGACGACAAAAUGAAUUUAAACCUACCUGCCAAAUCUUUCAAUACUAUAUUAUAUUUAGCGCAGCAAUAAUGCAGAAAGUUUCCAAAUUAUAAAUAAAAGAUGUCUACAAAGUUCCCCUUCUUCAUAGAAAAGAAAAUAUAGUCUCACACUGUGUGAAGUUUUGACAAAGAAAACUGGAUUGUUUGUUAAUCAAAAUUAUACAUAGAUAUUAUAAUACAAUCAACAAUUGUUUUUCACAAUUGAUGUAUUUGUAUACUCGGCAUGAUAAUUAUAUGUAUUUCUAAUUA